UGGCCGUCUGUUUGCAUGUUUGGUAGAGCUGUGCCUGUCUCUGUGUGGGCUGUGAAUGUGUGAGGCGGGUGUGUCUUCUUGUGAGGGAGGAAGUGAGGUUGGAGGGGAUUAGUCAUUCUGCAGGAUUUUGCCUAGCAUGGCCAGAUGGCUGCUCUGGGCUUUCCUCUCCGUGCUGGGUGGAGGGAGCUUCCACUGAACCCUGCUCAUUCCGGAGAAAAUGGGUGAACUGCCCUUAGAUAUCAACAUUCAGGAACCUCGCUGGGACCAAAGCACUUUCCUGGGCAGAGCCCGGCACUUUUUCGCUGUUACUGACCCCCGAAACCUGUUGCUGUCUGGGGCACAGCUGGAAGCUUCCCAGAAUAUUGUGCAGAACUACAGGGCUGGUGUGGUAACCCCAGGACUCACCGAGGACCAGCUAUGGCAGGCCAAGUAUGUGUAUGACUCUGCCUUCCAUCCAGACACAGGAGAGAAGGUGAUCCUCAUUGGCCGGAUGUCUGCCCAGGUGCCCAUGAACAUGACCAUCACGGGCUGCAUGCUCACCUUCUACAGGCAGACCCCCACUGUGGUGUUCUGGCAGUGGGUGAAUCAGUCCUUCAAUGCCAUCGUUAACUACUCCAACCGCAGCGGUGAUGCGCCCAUCUCAGUGCGGCAGCUAGGCACUGCUUAUAUGAGUGCCACCACAGGAGCUGUGGCCACAGCUCUGGGACUCAAAUCUCUUACCAAGCACCUUCCUACCUUGGUUGGCAGAUUUGUGCCCUUUGCGGCGGUGGCUGCUGCCAACUGCAUCAACAUCCCCCUGAUGAGGCAGCGGGAGCUGCAAGUGGGCAUCCCAGUGACUGAUGAGGCCGGACAGAGACUGGGCCACUCGGUCACUGCAGCCAAGCAGGGUAUCUUCCAGGUGGUGAUAUCAAGGAUUGGGAUGGCCAUCCCUGCCAUGGCCAUUCCCCCAGUGAUCAUGGACACGCUGGAGAAGAAGGACUUCCUGAAGUGCCGGCCCUGGCUGGGGGCGCCCCUGCAGGUGGGGCUGGUGGGCUUCUGCCUGGUAUUUGCCACCCCUCUGUGCUGUGCCCUGUUCCCCCAGAGGAGCUCCAUACAUGUGAGCAGACUGGAGCCGGAGCUGAGGGCCCAGAUCCAUGAGCAAAAUCCCAGCAUCGAGGUGGUUUACUACAACAAGGGGCUUUGAUGAAGCUCAGUCCCUUCCUUACUCCCUGGGCUGCUGCUUCAGGCCCACUUUGCUGUCUCUGCCGCUUGCCCAUCUGCCUGGUACUCUUCAGCGAACGUGGUAGGACAGUAGCCAUCGAGACCAGCCGUCCAGUAAGCUGAACAAGGAACCCUUUUCUCUCUCCUCUCUGGUUUCAAAAAAGCAGAGUCACACGAUCCUUUCUGGACUACCUAUACACAUACGAUCCUUGUAUGUGUUUAUACUUUUGGUCCUGGCAGCUAAGAGCAGACAUGCCAUCCUUGGGUAGUCUGAUUGUCUGGCUUCCCAGGUUACAGGUGGGACUUCUUUCCCUAAACCAUUCCACUGGCCAUGUCACUUCUGACAGCAUGGCACCAACAUGGGCUGGAUCAUUCAGGUUUCUGAUAACCUGGCUUCCAAAACUGGCUCAAGACCUGAGCUAGCAGAGGAAGGCAGAUUGGGACCAGGAAGUGGGGGGCUUAUGCACCCCUCAGUGCCACCCCACAUAUCCUGGAGUAGCUCCAUCUCUUCUGUUCAAAACAAAAGAGCUGUAUCCACCUGCCCCCCUACACUGCCACACGGCAUCUGCGGCAUAACUGUAGAAGUUCUCAGCCUGCUCUAGCACUGACUCAAGGAGCCCAGCUCCUCUGUCAACCUGAAAGCCACACAGGCACACAGGCAGAGUGAGCAUCCUCUCCAGGAGCUGCCGCUGUGCUCCCUGCCGAGGGACUCAAGUGGGAAAGGUGCUCCCCCCCAAUAUCCCACAUGUGCAAUCUAGCGGUGGGUCAUUGUCCCAUCUGCCUUUGUUGGACAUUGCCACAGCCCUCGUCUUAACCCCUUCCCUUCCUUUCCUUUUCUCUCACUGGGUGCUGGGGACAGAACCCAGGGCUUUGCAUAAGCUAGGCCAGUCUUCUACCACUAAGCCCCACCCCUCGUCUGGCCUGCUCUCUUGGGGCUUGGACCUUUUCCAUCUGCUGUCAUCUCCAAGGGGAGGGCUGGGGCCUCGAUGGAUAAGCCAAAUGGAACAGGUAGUGGUGAGUCCGGAGUGUAGCCUGGAUGAUCGAGACUCCAGUUCCUAUUCCCUGUGGCAGAAGACCAGAGUGGGGCACAGCAGAGGCCCCCUGGGAACCUGAGAGAUCACUUCCUGCUUCUGUAACCACUGCCCUGAAGGCCAACAGCUUCCACACGCUGGUCAGUCAAUAAACUGCAACCCUGUCUA
Cavia porcellus (domestic guinea pig) is the source of this 2399-nucleotide messenger RNA. RefSeq names its product sideroflexin 3 (gene Sfxn3). Gene Ontology annotation, biological process: monoatomic ion transport; serine import into mitochondrion. Gene Ontology annotation, molecular function: monoatomic ion transmembrane transporter activity. Bases 218 to 1183 code for a protein of 321 amino acids. The record is from RefSeq and is a predicted model, not a curated record. Lineage: Eukaryota; Metazoa; Chordata; Mammalia; Rodentia; Caviidae. Gene Ontology annotation, cellular component: mitochondrial inner membrane. The transcript is spliced from 11 exons.